CUUCCUGGCCUUUCUUAUUUCUAGUGCUUUCGCUGCCUGUGGCGAUGCUGGUGGCUGUACGUGUGAUAAAAACGAUAAAAUUGGCGGACUCAAAUGUGGUUAUGAACUUAAUAAUCAUUGUCCUUCUGAUCCCAGCUCCAUUUUUCAAUGUAGUCCAGGUGGUAGUAACAUUUGUCGAUAUGGCCCUUGCACUUACGGAUGUUGUGCAGUCGGUAAAGGAAAAAGCUAUUGCUGCAAGGACAAUAAAUGUUCAGGAUGUACUUCUGACAAAUGGAUUAAGAAAGGCUCUAAUUCACCUAAUCCUCCCCUACCACCGUCUAAUCCACCACCAUCUAAUCCAUCACCGUCUAAUACACCACCAUCUAAUUCACCACCUUCUAAACCUUCCAGUUAUGAUAGACAAAAAGCCGUCGAUUAUGCUGGAAAAUAUUGUAAAAGCGUAAAUAAGAAGUUCUCAGAUUACACGAAUUACCAGAAUCACAGCGUAGAUUGUACUAAUUACGCUUCGCAAGUUUUAAAUGCAGGUGGCAUUCCUACAGAUAAAGAAUGGAAUUGGAAACCAGGGCAUCAAGACACACCUGCAUGGGUUAAUGUGGAGAAGUUUCAUGAUUAUCUCAUUAACCACAAAUUGGCAAAAGAGUGCCAAUUGUCUAAUUUGAAACCAGGCGACUUUAUACAAUAUAUUGUCCUGACCCUAAAAG
Molecule: messenger RNA, 701 nt
Organism: Racocetra persica
Lineage: Eukaryota; Fungi; Glomeromycota; Glomeromycetes; Diversisporales; Gigasporaceae
Source: the annotation of a GenBank genome assembly